This is a messenger RNA of Botrytis porri, 3842 nucleotides long. RefSeq lists its product as uncharacterized. NCBI's taxonomy places the organism in Eukaryota, Fungi, Ascomycota, Leotiomycetes, Helotiales, Sclerotiniaceae. The transcript has 3 exons. Bases 929 to 3100 code for a protein of 723 amino acids. Gene Ontology annotation, biological process: protein phosphorylation; intracellular signal transduction; intracellular monoatomic cation homeostasis. Gene Ontology annotation, molecular function: protein serine/threonine kinase activity; ATP binding. The record is from RefSeq and is a predicted model, not a curated record.
AAGCAUUACUAUUUGCAAUCAGCCCGCAUAUUUUUCACAGUUUUACCUACCUAAUAAUCCUAAUUAUUACUAUUUUCUACGUACGCCUCCUGCACAUGCACAUGCACAGCUAUCCCUGCCUCUGCCUUUGCCUUUGGUAUCACGAAUCCAUAUUUCGCCAUUCACCUGCUCCUACUCCUACUCCUGCUCCUGCUCCUCCGGCUCCGCAUUAACCAAGAUCUUCUCUAAGCCUCUCUAUUUGUCCAAAUUUUGCAGGUUUAUUGCUUCUACCAAGCCUUCUAUGCAUCAAGCCUCGUCUUCGCAAUUAACAAGAACCUGUCAGAUCCACUUCCCUCCCCUCCUUUGACCGCCGUCAACGGCCUCUUCCUAAGAAUUCAUCCAGUCCUUGGACUUGAUUUUUCAAUCAGACCAAAACUACAUCAUUGCUACGGUUCUCUCUCAUCAACGAGAUCAUUCUGAUCCUCUUUAUUAUGUUUCUUUUCCUUUAAUUUGUAUUUAAUCCCUCCCGGAGAGAAAGCGAAAUCAGUCAAUCCUAUCGCAUUGUUCACACUUUCGAGAAGAACCACUUCACGAAGAUACCACAAUACAAUUGAAGCAGAUUAGAAGUUCUAGAAUUACAGAACUACUAGUGAACGAUUACAAGACGUGUCAACGGUCUUACGGAUACUGCUUUUCCUCAUUGUCCAGACCAAAACCAGCCCUAGCCCUUCCAAGAGAAACUUCAUACAACUCCUCUUAACACGCUACUCGAUUCAACUUAGCUCACGAGCCAAAAUACUAUUUUAUACUAGUAAUUGGAUUACUGGCACAAACUUUCAAAAUUCAAAAUUCAGAUCCUUCAAACUUUUACUCGUCAUUCGCACUUUCCUGACUCUUUCGUUAAUUUGUCUCAAAGUACAGUCAGUGUCAGCUCACCUGAUUAGCAAUCAUGGCGACCACUAUUUUACCACUUACUCACCCUACACUGCCUUCUACUUUUCCUAAUAUCUCGAAUCAAUUAUACCAUCUUCCUCAUAUUGAAUCAAAUUCUGCUUCUGCAGAAUCGAGUCGACCUUCCUCGAUAGAUUCUCGUCAAGUCGAUUCCAUUCCCGAAGAAUACGAGUACGAGACCGGCAGUGAAGCUGUUAAUGAGCCAGUAACUCCUACAGAGUUCCAAAAUCCUCACCAAAAUACUAGAGUACUCACUGGCAGUGAGAUUUCUCAUGAUCUCAUUCGCAAGCUUCCUCCAUCUUCAAUUCAACUUCCUACUAUAGUCAGUACUGUUGCGACUCCUCCACCUCGAUCGAACGAGCAGACACCAUUCUCCUCUUUACAGUCCAUCAGAGGAAAUAUAGACCCUUCUUCUACUCCAACUCCGCUUCCGAAAAGACCAAAUUUUCCUACAAAAGACUCGGGUUUGAGAAGUAAAGUUUCGAAGUUCUUCAAGAGGUCAAAUUCUCAAGUCGGAACCUUAAGUGCAACGGUCUUGAAUGACCAGACCAAUCUUACAAAUACGACUAAUCUUAAAAACAACAAUGGUUCUGAUCCAAUGUUAGGCAAAGCGCAUCGUCGAAUGUCGAUCGGACGAGCGUCAACUUCUACUACAGCAUUUACCUCCCGUGCCAAUACACCUCCUUCACCCAGCACCCCACCAGAAACGCAAUCAUCGCAAGAAAACUUGUUUUCAAGUAUAAGACCAAACGAGAACCUCAAUAUGACUAAAAAACAAAGAUCCUCGACGGGUAUGAGCAUGAGCCUCAUGAAUGUAUUUCAGAAUCAUGGACCCAAGAUUGCCUUUGAUACAUCGGCAAUAGAUGAAAAAUCCAAAGCUUCUCAACGUGCCACAAGCGUUGAUUGGGAUUUGGAUAAUGGCUUCGCCACAGAAGGGGUGCAGCAGAUGUUGCGAGAGCCUUGGGCCAUGCCAGCCGAGACUGGAAUUGGUUUGAAAUCAAGACGUUUGAGUAUGAGUCUUCCAGAUGACCUCCUGGUUGAUGUCGUAGAAUUGGAUGAAGAAUAUCAUCAGCAAACUACAUUUAUAGGACGUCGUGGAAAACAGGUCGGGAAAGGUGCCACAGCCCAUGUGAAACUGGUCGUCAAGAAUGGCACAAGCGAUAUAUUUGCUGUGAAAGAAUUCCGUGGUAAGUCUACGACGGAAAAGGAAGAAGACUAUGAAAAGAAAGUCAAAUCAGAAUACUCGAUUGCUAAAGCCGCUCUUCACCCAAAUAUUGUACAGACCUUUCAACUUUGUACACAUAACGGUCGGUGGAACCAUGUGAUGGAGUACUGCGAACAAGGAGAUCUAUUCGGUCUUAUCAAUCAGAAGUACCUCAGCAAGGAGGACCAUCUAAAGGAUCGCCAAUGUUUAUUCAAGCAACUUAUUCAAGGCAUUCAGUUUCUUCAUGGUAACGGAAUCGCUCAUCGAGAUAUCAAACCUGAGAAUCUAUUGAUAACCAAGGAUAGUAAGCUCAAGAUCACCGACUUUGGUGUCUCUGAAGUCUUUGCUGGUCUUCAUCCUGGUUUCAGAGCCGCCAGAGGUCAAUGUGGAAAGGAUAUGGCCGAGAUUAGGCUUUGCGCUCCUGGUAUCUGUGGAAGUCCUCCCUAUAUUGCCCCAGAAGUUCUUGAGAAACAAGGUGAAUACGACCCAAGACCUCUAGAUGUAUGGAGUGCUGCCAUAGUUAUGCUAUGUAUGACCGCCAACGGCUGUCUUUGGGAAAGAGCCAAGCCCAACACUUCUCCCCAUUACGACGAACUCGUCCGGGGCUGGAAUAAAUGGAAUGGCAAACAUAACGACUGUUCCAUAACAGACUCUGAUUAUCCUCACGUUUCAUUCUUCGACAAACAUAUUAAUCCACCCGCUCUUCGUCGCAUACUUCUUACAAUGCUCAAUCCCGACCCUAAACAAAGAGCGACCAUUUCAGAUGUUGCAAAGAAUCGUUGGAUGAAGAACGUUGAAUGCUGUCAGAUUGACAGCUACGAUGAACCCACUACAAUCAUCGAUGCGAGUAAAUGUUCGGGCUUAGGGAAUAGGAAUAUGAAUAGAGUGGUCAAUCAUAACCAUUUACCGCCUAAAGAACACCAUGGCCAUAGAUUGGUUAGGUUACCUGGUAGUACGGAUAUGUAAUGUCGCAUUGGUAUUUGCAAACACUCCAAUGGGAGUUGGGAAAUACUGAGAUACAAAAUUACCGGGCAAUGAAUUUUGACCUUCGAGCCGGAUUGAAUGUCUAGGGAAUGGGUGUCAAGCGAAUGUUCAAACGGAAAAAUCACAAACUGGGGAGCGGGAGCUGGGCGUUCAUUACACGACUAUACUUCAACGGCUUUCCUAUGUUAUGCGCGGGCUGGCUUGGGCAGAUUUUCGUCGGGACGGUGUUUCUUUCACAUACAUACUAAUGAGUCGAUGAUAAUGCGUUUCGAAGAAGUGUUGAAGAUGGCAAGGGGGGGUAUGAUUCUAUACGAAAUUUGAGAUUUGAGAUCUGAAUUCGGUAAUUAUGGAAGAUGGCUGAAGUGGAGUUCUGUCAUUAAUGUGGUAUGUGAUAGAGUGGUUGCGUGUGUAUAUUUUGGUGGCCGAGAGUUGAUUGGGUGGUUUGGAUAGGAUGGGUUCAGUUUAUAGAAUGGUGGCGCGGGAUGGACUUUUUGUGGAAGAUCAAGAUUAUGAUUAUUUCAAUUGAUAGGAGCGUGAGAGAUAUAUUGGAAGGGAGUCGAAGUGGUGAAUAAGGGUGACAGAUGGGGAAUGGAGAAUCAGAUUGUGCAUACAUUGCAUUUUACGAGAUGAUACGAAAUGAAAUGGUUUCGGUUCUCGGUCAUUUCCAUAUGGGGAACUAGUACUGGGGAGAGAAGAUAAGAGCCUUCGUUUGAGACGGAGGAUG